GUGUCCGCCCGCCGCGCCGCACUUCGGCUGGGGGCGGCGGUUGCGUAAGGCUAGCCCAGCCGGCUCCCGCGGGCGGGGAGGGGUCCGCCGAGCCGGGCGGCUCUUCGUGCUGGUGGGCGGCUCGGCGGAGGGGUGGUGGCGCGGGAGGCAGCCCGGAAGAUGAUGCCCGCCGAGCGCUUUCCCUCGCGGGGGAUACUCGUUAACGCUGCGCCCUGCAACCGCCCCCCCACCCCCCCCACCCCCCCCGCUUCUCCCCAGGGCGAGCCCGGGGCAGCGCCGCCGGAGCCGCUCUCCCGCGUUGCAUAAUGUGCUGGGGGGUAGCGGGCUGCCGCGGCGGCCGCCGUGCGGGGUGGAGGGCCGGGUCCCGAGCGCCAAACCGCACCGCGGCCCCCAAGGCACCGGGAACCGCCUGACUGCCGGAGCCUGCCGGCGAGAUCCCCCCCUUCCCCGGGCGGCGCUGGGGCGCUGCGGGACCGAUCGCAUAAUAGUUCCUGGAAAUGUUGCAUUAUGUAACCACAGAAUUCGCUGGCAGCCGGGCUGGGAAGAGGGAGCUAAUUAUGCGAUUUUAUAAUCUCGCUUCAAAGAAACUAGGACAAUCUCGCCCUGAAAAAAAGCCCCAAACCCCCUGUAGCUGUGACAGAUUUUGUUAAAGUGCGUUUAAUAGGGGAAGUAGACAACUGGAGCUGUGCGUGUAAGACGUUCGAGGCCAUUUGCUCGGAUUUUUAACUCCACGCCUUCAGAGACGGUUUUGAUAAGGCUGUAUUUUUAGGAAGGCAUUUCGCCCAGACGCUGAGCCAUCUCUCUCCGAUUUUUAAGAAGAUUCCCAUUCCCUCUGCCAAGAAAAUUCAUUCUAGACACUUCUGUCUGAGAAUAUGAAAGAAAAGGAAGAAUGUGUGUGGAUUUAAAAUUACUGUAUUUAUCAAGUUGUUGUGGAGUGAAAAGUACAGGGGAAAUAGCUUGCUCUGUUGCUUCUUGUAGAUCUACUACAAAUUGUUUCUGAUGCAGCUAAGAAAAAUGCAGACCCUUAAAAAGGAACACGGACCUAUUGACACAAGUAGCAAUGUCGACAAAAUUAUGGUACUUAAGUCUACUUUAUCAGAAGUGUCUGAAGAAUUAUCUACAAAUGAAGAUAUGCUACUUACUGAAGCAAGUAGUGGAAAAAGCAAAUCUUCAGCUUGCCGGAGAAAGCGAGAAUUCAUUCCAGAUGAAAAGAAAGAUGCUAUGUAUUGGGAGAAAAGGCGGAAAAAUAAUGAAGCUGCCAAAAGAUCUCGUGAAAAACGACGACUGAAUGACCUUGUCUUAGAGAACAAACUAAUUGCACUGGGAGAGGAGAACGCCACUUUGAAGGCGGAGCUGCUCUCAUUGAAGCUAAAAUUUGGUUUAAUUAGUUCUGCAGCCUAUGCCCAAGAGAUACAGAAACUCAGUAGCUCAACAACUGUGUAUUUCCAAGACUAUCAGAGUUCCAAAUCAAAUAUUAACUCAUUUGUAGAUGAACAUGAACCAUCUAUAGUUGGUAGCAGUUGUAUUUCUGUCAUUAAACAUUCUCCUCAAAGCUCAAUGUCCGAUGUGUCUGAAAUAUCAUCUGUAGAGCAUACUCAACCAAGUCGUAUACAAAGCAACUGCAGAAGUCCUGAAAACAAGUUCCAGAUUAUAAAACAGGAGCCCGUGGAAUUAGAGAGAGAGCAAAGAGAUGACAGAGCUUCAUAUAAAGCAUCCAUAUAUCCAAACUACAUGGGAGCUACCUUUAACAUGUACUCACAUUCUCCUCCUCUCUUGCAAGUUAAUAGGUCAUCCAGUAAUUCCCCCAGAACAUCAGAAACUGAUGAUGGUGUAGUUGGAAAGUCAUCUGAUGGAGAAGAUGAGCAGCAGGUUCCUAAGGGUCCAAUCCAUUCCCCAGUUGAGCAUAAAAAUGUUCAUGCAACAGUUAAAGUUCCAGAAGUGAAUUCUUCAGCUUUGCCUCACAAGCUUCGAAUUAAAGCCAAAGCGAUGCAAGUUAAAGUGGAAGCGAUGGAUAAUGACUAUGAUGCAACACAGAAAUUGUCAUCACCCAUUGACAUGUCCUCAAAAAGACAUUUUGAGCUUGAAAAACACAGUGCGCAAAACUUGGUGCAUUCUUCUCACACUCCUUUCUCGGUUCAAGUGACUAAUAUCCAAGACUGGUCACUUAAACCAGAACUUUGGCAUCAGAAAGAACUCAAUGUAAAAAUUCAGAGUGGUUGCAAAACUGGAGUUGUUGAAAUAAAAGACAAUAUCUACAAUGUCUCUGAGUCAGAGAACCUGUAUUUGAAGCAGGGCAUAGCAAACUUAUCUGCAGAGGUUGCUUCACUUAAAAGACUUAUAACUACACAACAAAUCUCUGCAUCAGACUCUGGUUAAGUUACUACUGAAUAAAGGCUUGUUGUUUUAAAGGAUGUCAUUUGCAGUAGAUCAAUAUGUUUUGUAUUAUGCUGAAUUUUCACUGGACUUGUGAUGUCAUUUCACUGUAAUGUUCACAUAAUGUCUGAUUGGUGUCCUUUUGUGCACAAAUUACUAUGAAGAAUAGGUUGUGUUAUGAUCACUAUGCCUUGUGUAUAGUCAAGUAGCCUGUACAAAGGCUGUAUAUAGUGAACUUUAUUUUCUUUUUGUUCUACUACAAAGCGUGCAAGUUACCAGUUACAAUAAAAUAUUGGUGACAAACACAGAACAUCUACUCCAGUUCAGUUGAUUUUAUGAACUUGUAAAUAAGUUGUUAAUUAAAAACUGGCUUUUUCUUACACUGUGUUCAACUUCACUUACGUGUUUGGUUUUUACAGCCUAACAACCAAAUUACAAUUUACAAUGUGUAAUCCUUCUGGCCACCUUUUUCCUUAAUAUGUUUUUUUAGAAGAGAAUAGAAAUAAAGUGAAUAUUUAUAAAUGAAACAGUACCAAUUUAUAGCCUUAGCCUUCUGUAACUUAUUUAUUAGUAGAAGUUAACCAAAAACCAUGCAAAUUUUAACCCUACUGGGUUCUAAUAUCAACAACCUUUUUUUCUCCUAUCUCAGAUGAGACAGUAAUGAGUUUCCUGAAUGGUUUAUUGUGGUGAACCAUGUUUUCAAUAUUAUAACUUGGUGUUUUAGAUUAAAUUAGUUAAGUUGGAUUUAUGCAUCUGCAAAGUUUUCAGAGCCUUGCAGUGACAGAAUUGGACACAACCAUCUUUGUCAAGGGGUGGCUUGUGUGUUCAAGGGGUGCAAGCUUGGAAAGAAGUAUGCACAAAGGCUGCACAGAAGGGUCUGUCCCUCUUGCGUACCAUGGUUCUUUCCACAGCAGGCUGUUGGCCACCUGCAGGUGAAGGAUAAGGCUACUGGAUCUGUAAACUCUGAGUUCAGCUAGGCAAAUAUCUACAGAAGGGGCAGGCAGUGGUAGUAACGGAGUUAGAUGAGACCAUCUGCUAAGUUCAUUCCCAGUGUGGGACAUAAUGCAGCUGUAAGUACAAAGCAAGACUUACCACCUAUUUGGCCUUGAUUUCAAUGGCUUAGUUAACUGAACUGGAACACCCUGGCUCACUACAGGGUAUUUUGCAAGAACUUCUUAAUCUAAAAUAGAGACUAUGUGAAGAACUGAGCAACCAAGAUAGUACUAGCCCCUCGUGAUUUCUGCAGAUGAUAAGUUCUUCACUUGAUGACUGGGCAGGGCUGCAGUGCUCUGUGUCUUUGAGAAGAGCCAUUGAACCAUGGAGACUAGAACUGCAUCACAUAUCCUUGGUUUGGCUUACCGAAGUCUUUCAUUUUAAAAUUAAAAAUAAUUUAUAAAUAGAGCAUAGACUUGGCAGAGGUUCUUUUCAUGAUACUUCCCCCUUCUUUUAACAUCCUAAUAAAUCAGACUAACAAGCUUUUUCUGAAAAGCCUUUUUAUUAAUCACCAUACUGUAUAAUAAAUGGAACCUUUCCAUAGGCUUAAAAUACUAAUUAAGAAAACAAUAUGUAGGUAUUGUUUUUUAAAUUCAUACUUGACUUGAGUGAGAGGAAGUUUGUCAAUUUUUUGGGGAUAUGAAGAGGAGUCUGAGUCACUCCUGACAGCUCUGAAGCUUGGUCCAGCAGUCAAGGCAAUGGCAAAACUCCCUGAUGUCAGCAAGGCCAGGAUUUGAUUCUGUACCUUUUCAGGAGCUGAUGAUUCACAGCCAUGUACUGGGAGGACCUUGGCACAGAAAUCACUGGUACUUUCUGAGCUUUUUUGAGCCUUCUAACUGCUGUGCUGUAUUUGUGGCAUUCAGAGUUAAUAAACUGUUAUUCUUUUUUCAUGCCUUAAUAAUACAAUAGACCCCAUAGUUGGGCUCUGUAUGUAUUUGGUAAUUACUAUAGAUGACAUUUCAAUGUUACUGAAAAUAAGCUCAGGAUUAUUGCAUGAAAUGUAAAAAUUUGCAUUGAAUGAUGGGGAUAUGAGACACGAGGCAGUGAUUGCUACUGUCUCUGCUUGCUAAGUAUCUUCUGUAAGCAACAAUAAAAUUCUUUAAAUAUUUUGCAUAUUAUUUAUCACAUGUAAUGUGUUCAAGGAGAGGACUUAAAACUCUCAGUGUUGCCAUCUGUGUAAGCCUAGAUCUAUUGGGUUUUUUUCCAUUUCUUGUUACAGUUGUUUGUCAUAAUGGAAGAAUGUUGUCCUCUUUCUAGCUCAUAUAUUUUGUGUAUCUGUUUUGUGCAAUUAAUACUUAACAGUAAUGAUGUAGUUAAUUUGUUGAAGGAUGUCAUUGCAAGAAAGUUAUAGCAUGGAGCUUAGGAGCACAAUCAGAUGUUAUUUAUACUUCCUUUAUACCUUAGUGUUAUGCUUCAUUUGAAGAAAGAAAUAAAUAAUUUGUCUUUUGUUCAAAA
Messenger RNA from Chroicocephalus ridibundus (black-headed gull), 4821 nucleotides. It is a transcript of the gene NFIL3, whose product is annotated as nuclear factor, interleukin 3 regulated. Gene Ontology annotation, molecular function: DNA binding; DNA-binding transcription factor activity. Gene Ontology annotation, biological process: transcription by RNA polymerase II; circadian rhythm; immune response. The transcript is spliced from 4 exons. NCBI's taxonomy places the organism in Eukaryota, Metazoa, Chordata, Aves, Charadriiformes, Laridae. Gene Ontology annotation, cellular component: nucleus. The record is from RefSeq and is a predicted model, not a curated record. Bases 1000 to 2376 code for a protein of 458 amino acids.